Messenger RNA from Penicillium atrosanguineum, 1062 nucleotides. Its product is annotated as MBL fold metallo-hydrolase. Lineage: Eukaryota; Fungi; Ascomycota; Eurotiomycetes; Eurotiales; Aspergillaceae. The transcript has 3 exons. The record is from RefSeq and is a predicted model, not a curated record. Bases 1 to 1062 code for a protein of 353 amino acids.
AUGCAUGUCACUGGAGACUUCGUUGUGCCCGCAGGGGACCAGACAGUAGAAGUACGGAUCAUUGAUUCUACCACAAGGAUUGACAACCUGGAGUUGAGAGUCUUGAUGGAACCACCUAUCAAUGGGUUCCAUUAUAUGCCAACCAUGCCAUCGUGGUCAUUUUUGAUUGAACACCCUUCAGGCAAAAAGGCACUAUUUGACCUCGGGGUCUCGAAAUCAUGGAAGUCAUUUCCUCCUGCCGCUGUUGGACAUAUUGAUGGUCUUGGAUGGGAAAUCAAAGUCAAAGAAGAGGUCAUUGAUAUCCUUUCCCGAAAUGGAGUGCGUCCAGAGGAAAUAUCCAGCAUUAUUUGGAGCCACUGGCAUUGGGAUCACACUGGAGACCCCUCCAGAUUCCCUUCGACUACAGAGCUGGUAGUUGGCCCGGGUUUCAAAGAUGCAUUCCUACCUGCGUACCCAGAAGGCCAGAACUCUCCCAUUCGACAGCUUGAUAUCAUUGGGAGAUCAUUGCACGAGAUAAACUUUGAAAAGAAAGAUAUUCAGAUCGGUCGCUUUCGUGGCUUCGACUUCUUUGGCGACGGAUCCUUCUAUGUUCUCGAUACUCCUGGCCAUGCAGUUGGACAUCUAGCUGGACUUGCGCGAACUACUAGCAAUCCCGACACCUUCAUCUUCAUGAGCGGCGACCUGUGCCACCACAGCGGGGAAAUUAGGCCAUCGAAGCAUCUUCGCAUUCCUAAUGAAGUGCACCUAGCUACACCGCAGGCUGCUUUACCCUGUCCUGGAGCUCUUUACGAAAAUUUGCAGAUACAGCGACAGAGAUCUCCAGAUGAGCCAUUCUUUGAACCCUUGAUGGGUCUAGAUAUACCCGAGACGAUCAAGACGAUCAAAAAAGCACAGGACGCGGAUAAGAGAGACAAUGUCUGGUUUAUAUAUGCCCAUGAUUCUAUAUUACAUGGAGUUGUCGAUCUCUUCCCUCAUCCAGCCAACCAUUGGAAAGAGAAGAACUGGAGGAAUCAGACGUUAUGGGCAUUCCUGCGCGACUUCGAAGCGGCCAUCAACAAAUAA